CCCUUUGUCUUCCUCCUUGGCAAACGCGCAAACAAGAGCGGAGGCGCAGACUCUGAGAUUAGAGUAGACACAGCUAUGGCGGAUACCAAAGCGGUCACGAUCCGUACGAGGAAGUUCAUGACCAACCGUCUUCUCUCGAGAAAGCAAUUCGUUAUCGAUGUCCUGCAUCCAGGAAGACCGAAUGUUUCCAAGGCGGAGUUGAAGGAGAAACUAGCAAGGUUGUAUGAAGUGAAGGAUCCAAAUUCCAUCUUUGUUUUCAAGUUCCGUACCCAUUUUGGAGGGGGCAAAUCCACUGGUUUUGGUUUGAUCUAUGAUUCUGUCGAGAAUGCAAAGAAGUAUGAGCCAAAGUACAGGCUGAUCAGGAAUGGACUGGAUACAAAGGUGGAAAAGUCAAGGAAGCAACUUAAGGAAAGGAAGAACAGAUCCAAGAAGAUCCGCGGAGUAAAGAAGACCAAGGCCGGUGAUGCUGCCAAGGCCGGGAAGAAGAAAUGAGCUUCUUCUACUUAGUUUGGUGUUUGCAUGUGUUCGCACCAUGUUUCUACAUCAACCUGUGUCUCAUUCCCCUUUUUCUUUUGUCUCACUGAAUAUAAAAAGUUUUGGAUAUUUUAAUUUUUACGUUUGAGUUGAGGCUAAUUUUCUGAUUUUUGUAGCAUUUUAUUUUUGGAUUUUCUUAUCCCCAUUAUAACGACUGCGUUUUUUGA
Prunus dulcis (almond) is the source of this 701-nucleotide messenger RNA. Its product is annotated as 40S ribosomal protein S24-1-like. Gene Ontology annotation, cellular component: ribosome. Gene Ontology annotation, molecular function: structural constituent of ribosome. The coding region runs from base 76 to 492 and encodes 138 amino acids. Lineage: Eukaryota; Viridiplantae; Streptophyta; Magnoliopsida; Rosales; Rosaceae. The record is from RefSeq and is a predicted model, not a curated record. The transcript has 5 exons. Gene Ontology annotation, biological process: translation.